Molecule: messenger RNA, 778 nt
Organism: Mesocricetus auratus (golden hamster)
Lineage: Eukaryota; Metazoa; Chordata; Mammalia; Rodentia; Cricetidae
Gene: Ucn2
Product: urocortin 2
Exons: 2
Coding region: 25-465 (146 amino acids)
Biological process (GO): digestion; cellular response to nutrient levels; hormone-mediated signaling pathway
Cellular component (GO): extracellular region
Molecular function (GO): corticotropin-releasing hormone receptor 2 binding; hormone activity
Source: RefSeq, a predicted model, not a curated record
UACCCAGGAGGCUGGGGGAGAUAAAUGGGACUUGAAAAGGGUCAGGUGGGAGGCCAGCGUAGCCUGGCCCCAGCCCCAGCAGCUCCAGCGUUCCCCGGCAGUCCCCCAGGAAGCUGGCAGUGCAUGAUGGCCAGGUGGCCACUGGCGGUGCUCACAGUCCUGAUACUGGGCAGGGUCCUGUUUGUCCCAGGGAGCCCUACCCCCACCUUCCAGCUCCUCCCUCAGAACUAUUCGGAGACUCUUCCCCACUCUGGGACCUUGGAGAACCACUCAGCUGCUACCACAGGGCCCUCAGCUUCUUGGAGCUACUCCAAACCUAAACCUCACCUGGACACGCGUGUCACACUCUCCCUGGACGUCCCCAUCGGCCUCCUGCGGAUCUUACUGGAGCAGGCCCGGACCAAGGCUACCAGGGAUCAGGCUACCACUAAUGCCCAAAUACUUGCUCGUGUGGGCCGCCGCUGAGACUGAGGGAAGGGGUCAUAGAGAUGGGGUGACCCUGGCUGGGACAUUCUGGAGGAAAGCAUCGAAGCUGGACAGUACUACACCUAGACAGAGCACAUACCCGGGCUUUACCAUAGUGGGCCCUGCCAUAGCUUCUGACUGUCCACAUUGUUUUAGACAGCUUGGCCAUAGCGUGUGCUACCAUGUUUCUGUGCCCUUCACACUGGCAUGUAUGCUUGCAAUAUGGAAUCUUGUCAUGCUGGGCUGUGCCUGGCAGGCACAGAGCAUCAAGAUACCACCACGAGAGCUCCAUCAUUAAAUGGCAAGGAGAGAA